UCAAUCUCGAAUCUCGCAGUCGCAAACAGUAAUCUGUGCCUGUGAAUAACUCCGACAAUUUUAAAGAUAAGUGUUGUCAGCAUUUAACUUUUUGCUCUAUCUACCGAGAGCAGAAAUUUUGCAUAAAUUCGCCAUGUCAGCCAAGCAGAGGUCUAUCAGCGACUUUUUUAAGGCCGCUACCAAUAAGAGACUCUCUUCAGAAGUCACUGAGAAUAUUUUGCCAUCAACGAAAAAAGUCAAGGUCGAUGAAGAUUUGUCCAAAGUUAUCGAGGACAUGUGCAAGGAGCACAAAGUGUUGCAAAAGAGCAUCUGUCCCAGCUGGUUCUCAACUCUGCAACCUGAAUUCAAUAAGCCUUACUUUGCCAAGCUGAGCAACUUUGUUGAAAAUGAGAGGAAGACAAACAAAAUCUUUCCACCAGCAAAUGAAGUUUGGUCCUGGACAUGCGUUCCAUUUGAGGAUACAAAGGUUGUCAUCCUUGGCCAGGACCCCUAUCAUGGAGAAAGACAGGCCCAUGGCCUCUGCUUCAGCGUUCAGAAGGGAAUUGCUCCACCACCAAGCCUGCUCAACAUUUACAAAGAGCUGGAGAGUGACAUUGAUGGUUUCACGAGACCAGGCCAUGGAAACUUGAGUGGCUGGGCCAAGCAAGGAGUUUUGCUCCUCAAUACUGUGCUCACUGUCAAAGCCCACAAUGCCAAGUCGCAUGCUGACCAAGGCUGGGAAACUCUAACCGACGCUGUGAUCAAAAAGAUCAGUGAAAAGUUAAGGGGCGUUGUGUUCCUCCUUUGGGGAGCGCCAGCCAUCAAGAAGUCUGCCUUCAUCGACAAGAACAAACAUCACAUUUUGACUGCUCCGCAUCCCUCUCCUCUCUCAGCUCACAGAGGAUUCUUGGGCUGUCACCACUUUUCCAAGUGCAAUGAGCUCCUGAAAAAGCAAGGCAAGAAUCCUAUUGACUGGAAAAAUCUACCCUGAACAUGUUCCUAGAUACAGCUGCCCUUGUACUAUGCAGAAGAGACAGUUAGAUGAAAUUUCCCUUAAAUUUAACUGGAAGUGAGCAGGAGGUAGGCUAUUUGAUUUAGAGAUUCACAACCUAAUUAUGGGUUCGUUCCACUCUAACAUGCAAUUUUCUAGCUUCUAACAUGUUCACUUAAGCAAUGUUUACGUGAAGCACCAGUCCAAAAUUUAUUUAAUUCAAAAUCUGUUCCAUCAAGAUGACUUUUGGUACUUAAAAUCUCCUUGGCGAGAAAAAUUGAUUGAUGGGUUAUUUUUUACAUUUUACGCUUUAAAAUUAUUGUGAAAAACUUAAGUCGGGUUUAACUUUAUAAAUACAAAAAAUUAACUUUAAUUCACAUGAGCUAAUAAAUUUUGCUGUGUUUUUCGUAUAUAAAUCUUUUCUGAUAUUAUAAAUUAUAUUUAAAUCUCAUCAAAUUAAAAAAAUAAUCUAUAAUUAAGAAUUAAAUCUUUCAAUAAAAUGCUAUAUAUUUUACCUAAAUAGUUUACAAUUCACUACAAAUAUUUUUAUUCAAAAAAUUUCAAUUUGUUGACAAGCUGAAAGUCGUAAACUUGUUUGAUCUAAAUUAGGUUUUGCUGGAAUUAAUAAAAUUACACAUCGUUUUAUUUAGAUAGUAAAGAAGUCUGAUUGCAAAAUUUCAAUAUGAUUAGAUAAAUAUUCUUGUUUUUAAUAAUUUCAAAAAUGGAAGUCCCCGUAAGACGCUUUACUAAAGCCUGGCUUUGUAGCUUGGAAUUGAUCUAGAUUAAAAAUUCUUAUUUGCCAUUAUUUUUAUUUUAAAUAUAAUGCAAAACAGUAGCAUGUUAAGAGUGGAACAAAGCCAAGGUUGCCUUGACAGUGAAACUGCCGCCUUGUUCUUUUCUCAUGGUUUUAUUAAAAAAGGAGAUGUACAUGUUGAUUACAAACACUGUUGAUUUUUAGUCUAGGUCCUUUACAAAAAUCACUCCGCUAACAUGCAACACACUUCAUCGUGAGUACACACUGUAAUUGGUUUCUCUGCAAAAUAAAAUGCUCCUUUUUGCUUUGCCCUGCUAGCGGA
Molecule: messenger RNA, 2046 nt
Organism: Cloeon dipterum
Lineage: Eukaryota; Metazoa; Arthropoda; Insecta; Ephemeroptera; Baetidae
Product: uracil-DNA glycosylase-like
Exons: 8
Coding region: 134-970 (278 amino acids)
Biological process (GO): base-excision repair; base-excision repair, AP site formation via deaminated base removal
Cellular component (GO): mitochondrion; nucleus
Molecular function (GO): uracil DNA N-glycosylase activity
Source: RefSeq, a predicted model, not a curated record